This is a messenger RNA of Populus trichocarpa (black cottonwood), 1844 nucleotides long. RefSeq names its product metacaspase-9-like. Gene Ontology annotation, molecular function: cysteine-type endopeptidase activity. NCBI's taxonomy places the organism in Eukaryota, Viridiplantae, Streptophyta, Magnoliopsida, Malpighiales, Salicaceae. The transcript has 2 exons. The record is from RefSeq and is a predicted model, not a curated record. Gene Ontology annotation, biological process: proteolysis. The coding region runs from base 685 to 1632 and encodes 315 amino acids.
ACGCAUAGAGAGUUGAUUUUGGCACUCCAUCAAGUUUAACCACUCUCCUUCACUAAUAUUUUUUCCCAAGCUGAUCGUAAUGCCCAUGGAACAGCUGUUGCUACAUGUAUCAAUUUGUUGCUAGUGUAAUUACCCAUUGUGAAGAUGCAGUGCCUGUCUCCUCCACUUCACUCGUGUUACCACCAUCUCCACCAUUUAUCACCACCGUUACAACCCAAAUUUGACGUUGAGCGGUGAUAUGACCCCAAAUUGAUUUUGUGAUCCCGCAAUAGCUUUAAGUGGAGGGUUUGGGUUGAUUGUGGAGCGAUGGUAGAGUGUGGUUUUGGUGGCAGCGGUGGUGGUAGAUCUAUGGAUAAAAAUAUAGAAGACCUUACAAGGUAGCCAGGGGAGGCAGUCGUGGAAGCAAACCCUAUUGCCAUGCCGACCAUCAAUACAAAAUUGAGUUUUUGACGAAAUCUGGAGCUUCUGCUACAAUAAUAUUGUCAUCAACCAACCUUCCCACGCUUGAAAGCUAUGCAGUGUACAAAUUAGAAAUGUUGCUUGCAACAACAUACAAGCAAAAUAUACGUGCAAGGAACUCUUUGUCAAGGCCUAUAUAUGAAACCACAGAACAUACACGCAGCAGCACUAAAGAGAGAAGAAACUGAGAUCUAGCCUUGUUUUUGCACUCUGAUUGCCUGCAAAAUGGAUAUGGGAAAUAAGAGGAUGGCUGUUUUAGUAGGGUGCAACUAUCCAAACACCAGAAAUGAAUUACAUGGAUGCAUCAAUGAUGUGCUGACAAUGAAGGAAGUGCUUGUGAAACGGUUCGGAUUUGAUCUUAGAAGUGUCCAGCUCUUGACUGAUGCACCAGGGUCCGUGGUUCUGCCCACUGGUGCAAAUAUAAAGAAGGCACUUAGUCACAUGAUUGAUCAGGCUGAAGCAGGGGAUGUCCUGUUCUUCCAUUAUAGUGGACAUGGAACAAGGAUCCCAUCCGUCAAACGUGGCCAUCCCUUCAGGCACGAUGAGGCUAUUGUGCCCUGCGAUUUUAAUCUCAUCACCGAUGUGGAUUUCAGACAAUUAGUGAACCGGCUGCCAAAAGGAGCAAGCUUGACAGUCCUUUCCGAUUCUUGCCACAGUGGUGGCCUGAUUGACAAAGAGAAGGAGCAAAUAGGGCCUAAGGCAACAAUCACAACCAAUAAUGCCAAAGUGCCUUCUCAAAGCCCUAAAGUCAUCCCAUUUGAGUCUAUACUACAGCACCUUACAUCUCUAACAAACAUCAACACAUCUGAUAUUGGUACUCACUUGUUAGAGUUUUUUGGAUCUGAUGCCAGCCUUAAGUUCAGGUUACCACCACUUGAAAGGGACCAAUUUGAAUCAAUAAAUCCAGAUGAGGGAAUUUUACUCAGUGGGUGCCAAGCAAAUGAGACUUCUGCUGAUAUGAGCCCAAAUGAGGGUGGUGGAAAAUCCUAUGGAGCAUUUAGCAAUGCAGUACAAAUGGUGUUGAAAGAACAUUUAGGUCAAUUGAGUAACAAACAACUUGUGAUGAUGGCUAGGGAGGUUUUACAGGCACAAGGAUUUGAGCAACAACAUCCUUGCUUGUAUUGCAGUGAUCAGAAUGCUGGUACUACUUUCCUGUGGCAGCCUGAAUGCUAGCUAGCUAGCACAAGUAAUGAGAUCAUGUUCUGGUGGUUGUCUGGACUCUGAUUGUCACUAGCCUUGUGUUUGCUGUAAUAAAAGUGGCAUGUAAUAAAGAGGUUCACGUCCCUGUGCCUCUCCUCGAAACUUUGACAAGCAUUUAUUCUUACAUAAUGUCUUGUGAACAAAAAAUUGAUUUGAUUGACGAGCUUUAAUUUUACCACUCAAAA